GACCGGGAAAGAGAUGAGGAGUUGUAUACGUAUCGAUUCGGUUAUUUGAAGCUUGCACCAAUUCCAUCGUCAGACACUGGCGGACGUGGGGAGGAUAAACGUUUUGUUGGGGAACUACCAACCGGUUUGAUAAGUGCACCAAUUUCAUUACAUUGGUUAUGGACUGCAACACACACGUCAUACUCAGCAGUGCCUGCGGAUGCGAGCCGAGAACAACGCAAAAUGUUUGUCAAGAAAAAGGCCACUGAAAUGUGUCAGUCGUGGUGA
Messenger RNA from Anisakis simplex (herring worm), 267 nucleotides. The record is from the annotation of a GenBank genome assembly. NCBI's taxonomy places the organism in Eukaryota, Metazoa, Nematoda, Chromadorea, Rhabditida, Anisakidae.